GGGCUCAGUACAUCAGUGAGUUCAGACCGGGUAGGAUGACUGUGUUAUGAUCAGCGGCUGUUUUUUUACGCGAGGAGCACUUUUUUGUGACGAAAGAUUUUUUGAAGUGAAGUGCGGAAGGAAGCGAUGGGCCCUUUCGCCCCCUUGUUAUGCGUCCUGGUCGCCGCCGUCGCACCCGUCUUCGGUUUCAACAUUGACUUACAGAGUUAUGUGAAGUACGAAGGGCCGGAAAAAUCGUUGUUCGGGUUCAGCGUUGCAGCUCUCGCCGACGGCUACGAACGAUGGGUGAUAGUGGGAGCUCCUGAAGCCCAGAGCAACCAGCCGAACGUUGCGAACGGCGGCGUCGUCUACCAGUGUCGAGUAAAUAGCGGCUUCUGCAGGCCGAUCGUGUUCAACGCAGACGGCAACACCGUAAUCAACGGGAGCGAAAUUGACACCAAGUCUUACCAGUGGUUCGGAGCGACUGUAUCAAGCGAAAACGGAGCCGUUCUCGCCUGCGCUCCUAGGUACGUCUGGUACACGACGCAGAAGAACAGGAGGGACCCCGUCGGGACCUGCUACACGGGAAGGAAAAACUUCACUGAAAUCCUGGAGUUUUCACCGUGCAGGACGAGCGAAUGGGGCUAUCACCGACAAGGGUCAUGCCAAGCAGGUCUCGGAGCGGCAGUUUCCAAGGAUGGUCAGAGGAUUUUUAUCGGUGGGCCUGGAAGCUGGUAUUGGCAAGGUCAGCUAUUUUCUCUCAAGGCAUCUGGAGCGGUCUCUCAACUGUUUGACAAAAAGAUGUUUUUCAAGUACAAAGAAGGUGUCGUCGCAUCACAAAAUUUGUACUCUCGGCCUGAUUUUCUUGCAACAAAAGAAGGACCUUAUGCAUAUGACAACUCAUAUCUUGGUUAUUCAGUUGCUUCUGGGUAUUUUAAUAGAACAAAAAAAGGCCCUGCUGAUGCAGCUGUGGGGGUUCCAAAAGGCGAAAAUUUACUGGGAAAAGUUGUCCUUCUAACCUGGGAUUUAAGAAAUAUUCACAACAUCUCAGGGGAACAGCUUGGAGCCUAUUUUGGAUAUUCAAUCUGUUCAGGUGAUAUAGACGGUGAUUCUCAUGAUGACUUAAUUGUGGGUGCUCCACUGUACACAAACUUAGACAAUAGCAAUUGGAAUUAUGAAAAUGGGCGAGUUUAUGUGAUCUACCAAGGCAGUAGGGGUCUACCCUUUCAAAGAUAUACAUUUCUUGAAGGAAAACAUUCUAAGGCUAGGUUUGGCCUGGCUUUAACUUCACUCGGUGAUAUUAACUUGGACGGUUUUGGAGAUUUUGCCGUUGGGGCGCCAUAUGACGGUCCAAAUGAAAGAGGAGCCGUUUACAUUUACCAUGGAUCUUCAUCGACAGAUAUUGAAAAAGCAGCGCAAAAAAUAUUAGCAGAGGAUGUUCAAGGUGAUACGAGGACUUUUGGGUUUUCUUUGGCAGGAGGUGUAGACAUGGAUCAUAAUGAAUAUCCUGAUCUGAUCAUUGGAGCUUAUGAUUCUGCACAUUCAUUCUUGUUUAAGUCAAGUCCUGUUGUUAAAAUCGAUGCAUUUAUACAAUAUACGUCUCCUGAUAAGGAAAUAAAUUUAGCUGACCGACAGUGCACAAUAGAGAAACGCCCAACUGCCUGCACAGAACUUAAAAUCUGUUUAAAAUAUAGUGGAAUAGGUGUUGCUAAAGAACUCGACUUUGAUGUCAAGGCAAUAGUGGAUUCAAAAAAUUCAAAAAUACCACGUAUGCACUUUAAAAAUGCCCAGAAAUCAAAUGUACAAGUUUCUAAACUCAGAGCAACAAAAGGACAACAAGCAUGCAUUACUCAUAAUGUUUAUAUGAAGCAUAUUAUAAGAGAUAAACUAACAAGUUUGGAUGCAGAGGUGAAAAUCGGCCUGCCUAAAAGUCAAUACUACAGUACGAUGCCCCCUGUGCUUGACACAACCAACGAACAUAAGUGGCAGGAUUCUUUGGCCAUUCACAAGAAUUGCGGGCAUGAUCAGAAAUGUAUCCCUGAUUUAAGACUGGUAGCAAAACCAAAUGUCACAACAUACUUACUCGGUUCUGGUCAGAGGCUUGCCAUUGAAGUGACAGUGCAGAAUAAAGGCGAGGACGCUUUUGAGGCGACAUACCAGAUCAAACUACCUCCGGGUCUUAACUACGUCAAAGUUGUCAGUUUUAGGGAAGACGAAAAUGUCAGUCCUAUUAUAUGCUCGCCUCCUAGCUUGUCAAACAAUAAUACAUUGAUAUGUGAUAUUGGAAAUCCUCUUCCGAAGGAAAAAAAGGCUCAAUUCCAAGUAAUUCUUCAACCUUACAACCUCGAAGGGGGGAUGAAGCCGAAGUACGAAUUUACGAUGCUUGUCAAUUCAACGAACCAAGAAAAUGAAACGUCCCUUUCAGACAACUUUAUGAAAAUUGAUCUUCCGAUUUGGGUCCGAACUGAACUACAGUUGGAAGGGUUGUCAUCUCCGAAAGACAUCCACUACAAUGUAUCCCAAUUUGAUGGUGAAAUUUUCAAAGAAAAUGAUAUUGGGCCGCAAGUUGUUCACACGUAUGUCAUUAGAAAUGUUGGGCCUUCUGAUUUUCUGGAAGGAGAAGUGCAAUUCCUUUGGCCAUCAUAUACUCUAACUGGCGAGCCAUUGUUGUAUUUACUCGAAUAUCCUGAAACUACUGGACCCAUACAAUGUGAAAUGGGAGAAGGAGUAAAUCCAAGAAAUAUUAUACUGGAAGAAGCUAAGCGAAAAAAAUACGGUGAAUCUAAUUUGGAAAAUUCAAGAACAAGUGCCCUCUCAUCAAGUGGCUCUUCACACCAUUCAUCUUCGCAGUCACAUUCCUCUUCGUUCUCUACGAGUUCAUCCGGUGGAACUAGGUACAUAUCGCAUUCCACGCAUAAACAAAGUGGCGAUGGUCUGGACAGAAACGGUAAAAGAUUAGAAAAAGAACAUCACGCUGUGAAUGGAGGAAAACUGGAAAGCGAUGCUCACAUAUCGAGGGGGCGGCCAUCAUCAGGUUCAACAGUUUAUGAAGAAGAAAGGCACAGCUCAAGAAAUACGAGUUGGAGAUCUGGUGAAAAACCCGUCACUACGUCAGUGACAAGCUGGAGGGUGAAUAAAGAUGGUGAAGUAAGAAAUGGUUCUUCGACUCAUAUCACUGAAGAUGAUCGUUAUUAUGAAAGAGGAGGUUCUUGGGACAGAGGCCAUGGCUAUUCAUCGCAUACCAACGAAGGAGAUAGGCGAGAUGGUAGAAGGAGGUUCCCUGAUUCAAGUAUUGGUUCCGCAGAGGAUCCUUCUACAGUGACAAGAGGUGGAAACAGACAUGAAUAUGAAGAGAGACACUCUGAGCACAGAGUUACAUCUGGCAGUGGUUCAAGUUACGGUGAAGGUGGCAGACAUAUUGGAGGAAGUCAUGCUACAACUCAUCUCGGUGAAGGUGGUAGACACACUGGAGGAAGCCACGGUACAACUCAUCUUGGUGAAGGUGGUAGACACACUGGAGGAAGCCACACUACUACAACUUAUCUUGGUGAAGGUAGUAGGCAUAUGGAUAAAGAAAAACAUUAUGGAGGAAGCCACACAACUACAACUCAUGUCGGUACUGGCGAAGAAAGGCAUUACAGUGGCGAAGGUGGCACACACACUGGAGGAAGCCACAGAACAAAUUACAUUGGUGGAGGUGGUAAACAUGUUGAUGAAGAAAGGCAUUAUGGAGGAAGUGAAGGUGGUAGACAGACUGGAGGAAGCCACACGAGUACAACUUAUCUCGGUGAAGGUGGUAGACAUACUGGAGGAAGCCACACGAGUACAACUUAUCUCGGUGAAGGUGGUAGACAUACUGGAGGAAGCCACACGAGUACAACUUAUCUCGGUGAAGGCGGUAGACACACUGGUGGAAGUGCAACACAUGUCGAUGAAGAAAGACAUGGAGGAAGUACUUCAAGUCAUGUAAGUGGAGGUGGUAAAUACCAUGAAGAUCAUCGUUCAAGUGGGCACAGUUAUGAAAGGAACGGCUCAAGACAUGGAGUCGGUAUCGAUCAAAACACUGUUGGUACAUCAGGAAGUGGAACGUAUUCUAAAGAAUGGGAAAAGAGUUAUAACACUACUUGGGGUUCAGACAGAAAACCUGUAACACACACGUCGACAAGUUGGAAAGAAAACGUAAAUGGAAAAGAAACUUCAGGAGGCUCUUCAGAUGUUUUCGAAGGGUAUGCUCCAAAACUUGACAAUGCCAGUGAGUCCCAUGGGGCUGCAGGUAGAACCCACACUAGCGGAACAUAUUCAAAAGAAUGGGAAAAAAAUUAUAACACGACUUGGGGUUCAGACAAAAAACCAGUAACCCACACAACAACACUCUGGAAAGAAAAUGUUAACGGAAAAGAAACUUCAGGAGGUUCUUCAGACGUUUAUGAAGGACAUGCUCCAUCAUUCGAUAAUGCCGGGGAGUCCCGUGUUACUGCAGGAAGAACUCAUAGUAGUGGAACAUUAUCAAAAGAAGAAAAAGUCACUCAUCGGGUCACAUCUUCAGAAACUGAAACAGGAAGAACAACUAGUCAUGUUGAUGUUGUAGGCAGGGGAUCGUCUGGAGUUUUGGGUGAACGGAGGCACCACAAUAGAAAUAAUUUUAGUUCUGUUGGUCAAGGAGAAAGAGAUGAAAAAUGGAGUGUUUCCGGUUCCUCAGGUCAUACAACUGAAGGUGAAAGACGUACUUACGAAGGUCAUCAUUCGAGUGGACAUGGCCAUGGACAUAAUUGGGAAAGUGAGGUAGGAAGAACGGGAACGGGUACUCGUGUUGUUGGGGCAGGAAGAGGUUCAGGAUCAGCUGGUGGUUCAGAAACGACGUAUCAUGGUGAAGAGGAAAAAGAAACCGGUUCCAGCUUUAAUUCAGAAACUGAAGGAACCUAUGUUUUUACGCCUUCAGUCACUCGAUUAGGAUUAAAUGAUAAAAGCAACUCUAGAUUCAAUGGCUUCGGUGACAUAGCCGCAGGACCUAGUGAUGGUGUAGCAAGAACGUACACGUUAGACCUUGGGGUAGAAAAUAGCGGUUCUGGUUCUGGCCGAACUGGCUCCAGACGAGUCCAUUAUAGCUCUGCCGACAGUGAUUCAAGGAGAAGGCAUUACUCCGAUGACCAGUCAGGUAAUAGGACAUAUAUGAGAGAAAGAGUAGGAGAGAGUUCAAGAAGGGCCAAUGAAGGAGGAAGUUAUCAUUCUGAGUCUCAUAGAAGUUCUUCAGGGGAGGAUUUGAAUCGUGAUCUUUCUGGAGAAAGUCAUGGAUCAAGGUCUUAUUCCUCUUCUUCUGGAUCCCGUCAUGAAUCUGCCCAUACUCACCGGGAAGGAGCUAACACUCAAGGUGGAGGGCGAUCUUAUCAAGAAUGGAGCAAAAGUUAUUCAUCAACAUCUGGUACCGCUGACGGCGAUAGCUCUGGACACGGUGGUUUCUAUCAAGCGAAGCAUAUUUCCAAUGACAAAGACAGAACUUUUACACAAUAUGUAAGGACAAGGAGGGAGGUAGAUAACUUUUAUGAUUCUUUCGAUUGCCAUUCAGUGAAGUGCAUUAAAGUAUACUGCACUUUGGGUGCUUUUAAAAAAGACGAUGAAGCCACAGUUUCAUUUAGAUCUCGUGUAUGGAACCCUACUCUUAAAAAGGUAACGUCCAAUAUUAAAUUUCUCGUAAGUUCACAAGCUAUGGCGAGAGUGACAAAUCUGCCUCAUAUCGGCCGUCCGCUUGCGGAAACGACGCCGGCAGGCUCGGCUGAAACGAUUUCAAGAAUAAUUCCAUCUCAACCAGCUUCAGAGACGAACGUCAUUCCUCUCUGGGUUGUCGUACUCUCAUCCUGUGCCGGAACGCUCAUACUUAUGCUGCUUGUAUACGCAUUGUACAAGUGUGGUUUCUUCAAGAGAAACAGGCCUUCUAACGCCCCUGAAAAACAGCCUUUGAACCGAAACGGCCACUAUAACGGAGACGAGGCCCUGUAAGCCAUUUUAAAAAAAUAUGAAAACAAAAAAGCUGCAAUAAAGCUGAAAUCAUGGUGCUUUUUCUUUUUCUCUAAUGUAAAUAAAUUAUUUUUCUAUGAUACUUUACUGAAGACAUUUGUUUUAAAGUAUCAAAGUCAUGUAAAUAAAUAAAUUGACAAAAGUAAAUUGUUAAAAAAAUUAUGCCUGUCGAUGUAAAAAGUUCCAAGACUGAUUAUUUUCAUAAAUAAUACUGCAAUAUUUAUUUUUGUAUGUCUGCCCUUGCAAGUAUAUAGGAUUAUUCUUGAUUCGAAGACAUGCAAAGAAGUAGCUCUCGGGACUUUUUAUAACUUCAGUUGAACGUGAAUUGAUAUAAUAAACUAGAGCCAAUGUUAUAUUUUUUAUACUAAAAUAAUGGAUAAAAUACUAAAAAUUAAUAAUAGUCAUUAAAGGUUAUUUAUUCCUCUAGGGUAAAAAAAACGUCCAGUGUAUGAAUAGUGCCUUGGUUUUGUGAAUACAGUAUAAUUAAGGGAAUACCUUAUAAUAAUUACCUCUCAUAAAAAUACAUUAACUUGAAAUUAACGAGUCGUUUCAAAUGCAAUUCGACAAAGCUUUCUUAAUAAUUUGUUUAUGCUUUAAUAAAUAUUUAAGUUGCUGUUACUUAAAAAUAAUAUUUUACAAUUAGGUUUUAGAAACUUAAAAUGAACAAAAAUUCUUUGUACAAUUUAGUGUACUUGAAUAAUGACUGAAAAUUAUUUAUUUCUAUGAUUUUUAUAUCAGCACAGAACAAAUUUCACUCCAUUCUGACAAGAAAUGCGAAUAGAUGAUUAAUAAAGAAUACAAUAAUGUCGUUUACAAGUCUUCCUGUCAAAUGUAUUUAUAAAUAUUUCAAAAUAUUUUGUAUUAUAAAAUUUACUAUACUAGUUUUAACAUUUAAAACUAGCUAGGCGUCGUGCGUAAACUGUACAAAAUCCUAUUUAUUUAAUUUUUUGGGGCUUUUUCUAGAUGACGAUGAUAGAAUUAGAGUGGAAGGAAUUUUAAAUUUUAUUGUACAAAUGCGUUAUCUUUAGUGUUUGUUGUAUUUUAUAAUAAUUGUAGUCAAAACAUAAUAAGUUGUAAGUACUGAUCCCUUUUUAAUGUUAGUUUGUAACCUGUCUAAAACUAAUUUUGUCAUAACAUGAAUAAUUUGUAAAUAUAUUUAAUUUAUCGUUCUGUUAAUUUAUAA
Messenger RNA from Cimex lectularius (bed bug), 7174 nucleotides. It is a transcript of the gene if, whose product is annotated as integrin alpha-PS2. The transcript is spliced from 23 exons. Gene Ontology annotation, biological process: cell-cell adhesion; integrin-mediated signaling pathway; cell-matrix adhesion. Gene Ontology annotation, cellular component: integrin complex; external side of plasma membrane. The record is from RefSeq and is a predicted model, not a curated record. Gene Ontology annotation, molecular function: integrin binding. Lineage: Eukaryota; Metazoa; Arthropoda; Insecta; Hemiptera; Cimicidae. The coding region runs from base 127 to 5973 and encodes 1948 amino acids.